Molecule: messenger RNA, 1588 nt
Organism: Neocloeon triangulifer
Lineage: Eukaryota; Metazoa; Arthropoda; Insecta; Ephemeroptera; Baetidae
Exons: 10
Coding region: 94-1407 (437 amino acids)
Source: RefSeq, a predicted model, not a curated record
AAACCUGCACGUCUGUGGAGCGAGUGGAUCAAAAACAAUCCGCUGAUAAAUGCUGAUGAAAAAUAUCAAAUGAAAUGAGAGUACUUUGGAAAGAUGAGCCACGUUUCCACAUUGAUUGUUAUUAUCAGUCUGCUGGCAGGAGCCUUAAUAAUUUUUUAUGUUCAUUCAGAGCGUUUUGAAGAAUCGCAACUCGGAGAAUAUCAGCAAGAUUUGAACAUUAUUAUAAAAUCUAACAGGUCUUCUAAUAGAAAAGCUCGAAUGAUUAUCGAGAGCAUUAGAUUUGAACGGCAGACCAUCCAAGAGUACAGCAGAGCAAUUAUUGUGCGAUGCUGCGGCUACGAUUCUUGCAUUGACAUGCCCGUGCGACACAAAAAAAUAAUCAUCAUCAAAAGGAAAAGAAAGCGGACUACUACGCAGACAGUAGAAGGCGGAGAGGGAGAAACAACAACGCCAGGGGAAGAAGAGUCCACCACUGAGGAAGAAACGACAGCGGAAAGCGAUACCACCCCUUCCGUAGAUUCAACAGUGUCGGAGGAGAGCACAACGCUCGACCCCAACAGUACCACUACAAUAGAUCCAAACUCCACGACCACUUUUAACCCAAACUCUACUAUACAACCCAACUCCACGCUUGCCCCUAACGCAACCACCAACAUGAUCAAUUUAACAAGCACCACUGUAAAUAAAAAUAUGACAACUGUGAGCACCACUGCAAAGCUGAAUGCGACAACUGUGAGCACCACUAUGACGACGCAGAAAUUAACCUCAACCACCACUAGUAAUGUGACAACCACCCAAACGGUAACCGCUACCAACAGUACAAACACCACAACUGUUUCUACUACACCGAUUCCGAACAAUUGUUCUUCGGAGACUUGUCCAGCAAUCAACUGUUCUGUCGCCAACCCUAACCCAAGCACCGGCGAAAAUUUGUUGAUUCAGGUUUUGAAAGGAAACGCUAUUCCAUCAAGAAUGAUAUUCAGUACGCAAGAAACGUGUAACAGGGUUUACAAAAUCGUUGGAGGGUCUGCUGAGGCCGAUUUUGAGUCUGCUAUAAGAAUAUGCUGUCUCUUGCAAAUGAAAGUGCUUUUUCUGGACAGUAGUGACAAAAUCAGCUGCAUUUCUAGCAUGCUCAAUAGCAUGCGUAGCACGUCGUGGUAUGUGUGGACAAGCGCGAGAAGAAGAAACUGCAACAGCACAUUUGCUUGGUGUCCGCAGGGAGCGUCAAAUCCAGUGAACAAUACUUUGUGGUCUCCUGGCUUUCCAGUCGCGUACAAUUAUACUGUUCAUGGAAGCCUAGCGCCUGAUUGCGCCAGCUUGAACAUAGAAUACGUCAACAACACGGGGGUCACAACUUUUGAAAACUCGGCCUGCGAUUUCAUGAACACAGUCGUGUGCGAGAACUAGAAGGAAUUCAAAUCGAUCUGACUCACAAUAAGUUAUUCUUAAGUAAAAACAUAUUUAUUCAUCACAUUUUUAAAUAUAUUCUCAAUUUUUUUAAGGAUGCACACACAUUUUUUUCUUUUACAUUAGAUUACUGUAUAUAUAAUGUAAAUAAAGAGUCUUAUGACAAGUCGUAAUUUUAGUC